Messenger RNA from Prorocentrum cordatum, 2244 nucleotides. Lineage: Eukaryota; Dinophyceae; Prorocentrales; Prorocentraceae. The record is from the annotation of a GenBank genome assembly.
AGCCGCUCUGGCCCGCUGUCUCAAGAAGGGACCGCAGGCAGCACGCCGCCCGCGCGCUCGUGCAAGGGCUUGCGCGGACACUCUGCUGCCGGCCAUGUCGACCAUACCUGCGCGCCAGAAUGCCGACCGCGCGGUGAUGCAGAGGCAGAAGAAGGAGUUCAUCCACGAGGGCCGCAUGGCGGCCCAGGCCGUCGCCUUCAAGGACGGCCAGAAGGCACUCUUCGAGAACAAGACUGCUGCCGUGAUCCGCACCAACAACGUGCGCGCCAAGGCGCUCGCGAUGCAGAGGCAGCACGAGCAGCAGCUGCAGAGUCGCAGGGCACUUCUGGCCGACAAGCUGGCCGAGGAGCGGCAGGCGCUGGAGCAGGAGAUGGUUGACAAGGAGGAGACGCCCCAGCAGCGGACCGAGAAGAUGGCCGCCCGCGCCUACGAGCUGAAGAAGCGGCGCGAGGACGAGCGGAAGGCGAUAGUGCAGGACAAGCUGUACCAGCAGUGGCGCAGCGGACUGGACGACGUCCGCAGCAUGGACUCGAAGAUCGUGCAGCUGCAGGUGAUCGCCGAUCGCGACUCGCAGCUGGACGAGAAGGCUGCGCGUAAGGAGGAGGAGAAGCAGCACGACGAGUUCUACAACAAGCUGUGGCAGGAAGGGUACCUUGCCAAGAUCGAGCGCGAGAGGCAGGAGAAGGAGGCCGAGAAAGAGAGGAAGGCGCAGAUGGUCAAGGUCCUAGAGAUACAGAAAAGCAUGAAGACCCAGCGCGUGGAGGAGGAAAAGGUGGUAGAGGCUGAAGAGGCCACCGAGAUGAAGAAGGUUUGGACGGCGCAGGAACAGGCUGAAAAGGAAGCACUGGUGCAAGCGAAGAUCCGAGCCAAGCAGGAGCGCGCGAAAACGGAUGAGUACAUGGCUGUCCAGAAGGCACACCGCGACGCGGACGAGCGCGAGGAGAAGGAGUUCGACAAGGCUUUCGUUGAGGAAGUGAUCGCACGGGAGCGGAAGCUCGCGGAGAUCGAGGAGGCAGAGAAGAAGAAGGCCAACCAGAAGGCACGCGCCUUCACGGAGGCGCUGAAGAUCGAGAUGGCCAGGAAGGCCGAGUCCGAGGAGCAGCUCGUCCGGCUUCAGCACGAGGAGUCGGAGCGGCAGUGGCAGAAGCGCUACGACAAGUGGGAGAAGGAGGAGCUCGCCCGCCGGAAGCUGAUGGAGGAGGUGUACGAGGACCGCGCCUCGCAGCUCCAGAUGAAGGAGGAGCUGCGCGAGAAGCUGAAGAACGAGCUGAUGCAGGAGAAGGCCAUGAUCGAGGAGGAGCAGCGGCGCCUGGACGCCCUGGAGGCCGCCCGGCUCGAGGGGGAGAGGGCCAUGCACCAGAAGCACGCGGAGUCGAACCUCCAGCAGCGGCAGUACCAGGAGGUGGCGCGCCAGAAGCGCGAGCACGCGCACGCCAUCGAGCAGCGCCAGUCGGCCAUGGCCGAGAACAAGAUCAGCCGCGCGGUGGAGAAGGAGAGGGUGGAGUCCACCAAGAUGAUGGCCGAGAUCCUCGAGAAGCGCAACGCCGGACUCGCCGCCAAGAAGUCGGGCACGCUGGCGCCGUGGGACAAGUAGCGCCGGCGGCAUCGAGUGUUGCGGUGUCGAGGCGCUGUUCGUGCUGGCUGACCGGCUUCACGGACUUCCGCUCCCGAUCCUUCCCCUGACUCUGGCCACCUGCCAUGUUUCACCCCUCGGCUUUGCCGAAUUGGCCCUGGCCGUUGCCUGCAGGGCCUCUGAGCGGUCGUGGGUGGCACGAUGUGCUGGCCACCGCUGAACCUUGAUGGGGAGGGCUCGGAUCAUUCGUGGCGAGGCGCAUCCUCUCCCAAAUAAGUCGCACCUGGAAGUAUCAGUAGCAAAGCGAGAGCAGGAGUAAAAGUAUGAUUGAUCCAGGUGCGUCGCUCGGGUUAGCCAGGAUGCACCCUUCCUUGACGUGUUGUUAGGCUGCCAAGAUCCUCCGGGCGCAGCGAUGCUCGCAGUAAAGCGCACGCAGGACGUGCGAGACCACGGUCCGCAGCGCAGAACCUGGGAGGAAGCGGAGCUCUGUCCGCAGCUGUCGUCUCCAGGCUCUGGCUGGCUUCGUGGCCCCAGCGUUGGAGGUGCGCCGGGUCCCGGUGCGCCCACGCAGGGCCCCACGGGAGAGAGGCCGUCGGCGCAACGAUCGAGGCCUGGCAGGCUCGGCGCAUCUCAUCUUGGACUGCGAAGACGGACGGAUGUGCGGCUCCUCC